Diabrotica balteata is the source of this 954-nucleotide messenger RNA. Lineage: Eukaryota; Metazoa; Arthropoda; Insecta; Coleoptera; Chrysomelidae. The record is from the annotation of a GenBank genome assembly.
AGAUCUUUAGUAGUAAUAUUUCUACAGUAACAAUUUUACUUCAAAUUUGUAUUUAAUAGUCAAAUUCUGAUUAAAAUAUGGUCAAAGGCAAGCGAUUUGUUUUGGAAAAGACUUUUGAAGGAUUUCCAAAAGAAAGUGAUUUCAAACUCGAAGAAUAUGAGUUGGCAUCCAUUAACGAAGGAGAGUUUUUGGCAGAAGCUGUCUAUCUUAGUGUCGAUCCGUAUAUGAGGGCCAAAGCAUCUAGUUGGUCUAUGGUUGGUAAAACUAUGACAGGAUCUCAAGUUGCCAAAAACACAUCUUACUUUGGAUUUCUUGAGUUGUGUCAACCAAAACCAGGUGAAACUGUUGUUGUAUCCGGAGCUGCAGGAGCUGUUGGUAGCCAUGUCGGUCAAAUUGCAAAAAUUAAAGGUUGUACGGUUAUAGGAAUCGCAGGAUCAGACGAAAAAGGAAAAUGGUUAACGAAAGAGCUUGGAUUCGACCAUUUUAUCAAUUACAAAACAGCUAACAUAGCUGAAGAAUUGAAGAAAGCUGCUCCCAAUGGAGUGGACUGUUAUUUUGAUAAUGUUGGUGGAGAAGUUAGUUCAAUAGUAAUAUUCCAAAUGAAUCUUUAUGGCAGAAUCUCUGUUUGUGGAUCAAUUUCAAGUUACAACGAGUCUGAAAGGGCACUUGCUCCCAUGCUUCAACGAGGAUUUGCAGGUAAACAACUUAAAAUGGAAGGAUUUAUGGUUCAUAGAUGGAACAACAGGUUUAUGGAAGGAGUUAAACAGAACUUGGAAUGGAUCAAAGAGGGCAAACUCAAAUACCAAGAAACCGUCACUAAAGGUUUCGAAAACAUGGUGAAAGCUUUUAUAGGAAUGUUAAAAGGAGAAAACGUGGGAAAGGCUAUUGUAAAAGCUUAAUAAGCUAUUGUAAUUUAAUUUUUUUAUAUUGUGUAUUCUAAAUAAAACCUUUUAU